Acipenser ruthenus (sterlet) is the source of this 1313-nucleotide messenger RNA. RefSeq names its product microsomal glutathione S-transferase 1-like. Gene Ontology annotation, molecular function: glutathione transferase activity. The record is from RefSeq and is a predicted model, not a curated record. The transcript has 4 exons. The coding region runs from base 160 to 630 and encodes 156 amino acids. Gene Ontology annotation, cellular component: mitochondrion; membrane. NCBI's taxonomy places the organism in Eukaryota, Metazoa, Chordata, Actinopteri, Acipenseriformes, Acipenseridae.
GAGCUUUGUUCCUUAUCUCGUUGUAAGUGAUCUAGCCAAGCCUAAUCGCACCCGCCUUUACUAUAAGACUGUGUAGCUCGUAGAUACGCCCAUUUCACUUCAGCAAAUAAACACUUGUUUUUCUUCCCUUUCCGUCUGCACAGCAGGAGAAGGUUUAGGAUGGCGGAAGUCUCUCAGAUGAUUGACAGUGAUGUCUUCUUAGCGUUUUCCACGUACACCACGAUCGUGGUUCUGAAGAUGCUGCUGAUGGGACCCAUGACGGGGUACUACAGGAUGACAAGGAAGGCGUUUUCGAACCCGGAAGACAUGGCUAUACAUGGAAGAAAUGAAGAAGACAAGAAGAAAUUCCUCCGGACUGAUCCGGACGUGGAGCGUGUCAGAAGGUGCCACCAGAAUGACCUGGAGAACAUUGUGCCCUUUGUGGUGAUCGGUCUGCUGUAUGCACUGAGCGGCCCCGCCCUGUCCACGGCGCUGCUGCACUUCCGAGUAUUCGUGGGCUCCAGGUUCCUUCACACCGUGGCCUACCUGCUGCCCCUGCCCCAGCCCUGCAGGGGUGUGAGCUGGAUAGUGGGCCUGCUGAGCACCUUCUCUAUGGGGUACCGGCUCCUGAGCACCAGCCUGGUCAUCUAGAGAGACAGCCUGGCCCUGGCUCACACAGCAGGCUCUGGUCUGUACAGAAGAAGUGCUUAUCUCCUUUCUUUAAUAGGUGAUUUGAAAUGGUACCAGCGUCAGGGUUUGGGUUAGAGGUAUUUUCUUUUUUUUUUUUUUUUUUACUUUAAUAUAGCACAAGUUACCUGUUUUCCCCUUAUACAAGUUUACCAUGGUAUUUCUGCACCAUGUUUAUUAAGAUGCUUUACCAUACCACACUGUUCUUUACAUUGCUUUCCUGUGCUUUACCAUGCUUUCACUCUAUUACACUUUGCUAUGCUUCUACUAUGGUAAACUUUUGUAAGGGUCUAGCUAAUUCAAAAUGAAAGCAUAUCCAUUGCUAUUAGGUAAGAGAAUGCUGUUUGAAGCCUUGGCUGGCGUAGCUUUCAACAUCAUUGUUUGUCACUUCUAUGACACUGCAGUCCAUUGGGUCUAAACCCUUCUCUUUCAGUUCUAAAUCGCUGGCUGUCAUGAUGAAUGUGCCUGAGGCUACCUCACAGAGCGACUCUCUCUAUUGAAAUGUGAAAGCAGGCAAGCACAGAACGUGGAGAGAUGUCUUUUUAUGAGGGGUUUUGUGUUUUUUUUUAAAUUUUUUAUGCCAUUCUAACCUGAAAUCUUUUGUAAAACCAAAUGAAAUAAAAUACCUUCUUAAAUUUUCCCACUCA